AUGCCUCUUCAGCCCCUGUCAUGCACUCAUUGCCGGGAGAAAAAGCGCAAAUGCUCACGAGAGACUCCCACCUGUAGUCGAUGUCACCAGUUCAAGCUCGACUGUGCCUAUCCUUCCAGGUGGCGCGGACGACGAAUAGAACGGCGUGCUCCAGGAAGCCCAGCCAACUCCAAUGCCAUAUCGAUCAAUGCAAACGGGUAUCUCACCUCUAAGGCGAAUGGACUGCAAUUAUUGGAUGCCUACUUUGCGCUCUUUAUCCCAUCGACUUUCGUCUGUCACCCUUUGCGGCUGAAAGCUCGGUAUAAUGAUGAUAGCCUUCCGAGCUGUGUGCGUGACUCUGUUUUUGCCAUGGCAACUCUAUUACAAUCUGCAACUAUGACAAGUCUAGCUAGCAACACCCGAUCCACGUCAGAAGCAACACCUCUAGGAGAGACCUGGGCGCAACAAGCUAGCACAAAUGUUGUUAACCAGAUGAACCGGCCAUCGUCGGAUGUCCUUCAUACCCUCUUUAACCUGAUGACUUACUGGUGCGCAGUGGGUAGAACACAAAAGUGCAGGGAACAUGCCAAAAUGGCAUUGGCGACCAUUCGGCAACUGAAGACGCAAGGGCUGGCCUCAGUCAAUAGAUCCGGUCAACUCGAGCGCUCUUCCUUUUUCGUGGGUAUUAUCAGUCAAUGCAUCACGGAUGACAAUGAAUGGGUAGCUCCGAGCACUUCAUUCGCCUUAACCGGCCCGCUUCCGUCCUCCGAAGUCGAUCUUCAUAGUCCUAUCAGGGCACAUAUACUGAAAUUUAUUCAGCACUGGAUUAAAAUACGUUACUUUGUUCGCGGUUUGCACGCGGAUACGGACCCAGGAAUGCAAUGGGGGACGCUGUUCAACUUAGACGUCGAAACUAGAAGAUUGUACGAGUCCCUCCCACAAAGUUUGCGUGAUUUCAAUGGCCAGCGAUGUCUUGAAGCAGACUUUCGUGAGAGUCUGGGACUACAGACUCUUUACCAUAUGUGCCGGUUCGUUCCCCAUAUAGCCAUGACUCGAUUGUUCCAAAAGCAGAAGUCGCCUGCAGAGGAGUAUGUACAACUAUGCGCACAGAUUGCAAUACGACAUAUAAACCAGGUUUCGGAUGUUAUCAUGAACUCCGUUACAUCAGGACUGGCCUCGUUUCUAACUCUGCCACCAUUCGUUGCAUACUGCUCUUUCACCUCCGUUUCAGUAUACUUGAGCUAUCUCAAUUACUGUGGUAAAAGUUGGAAUGAUGCCAAUGAUCCCACCGUUUCCCUCUUAAGAGGGAGACUCCUGUCUAAUCUGUACUUCCUAAAAAAGGCCCGAUGCAUUUGGACUCCUGUAAGGGUUAUGUGGGAGGCAAUACAGAUGGAUAUGGCUGCUCUGGGCAUCUCAAGCGCUGAUGUUGAGGCCUAUGGUAGAUCUCCAAUAAAUAUGUCACCCCUUUCCGAUAGAGUGAACCAGAGAUCACACAACUCACCCCUGGCAUAUGCUUUUGAGCCUCAGGUGGAAACCGAAAUGAUGUUCAGUUUUGCACAUAUCGUUGACUAUGUUAAGCUGGCCGAUCCUGUAUAUAUCAUAAUCGGCAUUCUCCGCUUAUUUCAAGUCGGCAGCCAAUACAGCGUGAUGCCACCUUCCAGCAGGAAUAGCCAAGGCACCAGGCAGACACAAGGGUUCGCUGGUAAUGCUCAGCAUGCCGUACAAAUGUUUCCUAGCAACCCAUCCUACCUACCUUCCUCUCGUCCUCAUCGGUCUCUUCCCUCUCAAUCCGAACAACGAACUGCGGAUCCCCCAGCGCCCGAGUGCGCUUUGCAGUCUUCAAUGAACAGACACGACACUGCGGACCCAGUAUAUCCUAGCACGCAAUUAGGUGGCGCGGAGGAGAAUCCAGCCUUAUCUCUGGGAAUGUUACAGAUGAUGUGGCUUGCCGACGAAGAUCUUUCGUGCCUGUGA
Messenger RNA from Aspergillus nomiae NRRL 13137, 1953 nucleotides. RefSeq names its product Zn(II)2Cys6 transcription factor. Gene Ontology annotation, cellular component: nucleus. Lineage: Eukaryota; Fungi; Ascomycota; Eurotiomycetes; Eurotiales; Aspergillaceae. Gene Ontology annotation, molecular function: DNA-binding transcription factor activity, RNA polymerase II-specific; zinc ion binding. The coding region runs from base 1 to 1953 and encodes 650 amino acids. The transcript is spliced from 5 exons. Gene Ontology annotation, biological process: regulation of DNA-templated transcription. The record is from RefSeq and is a predicted model, not a curated record.